Messenger RNA from Fomitiporia mediterranea MF3/22, 1153 nucleotides. RefSeq lists its product as uncharacterized. Bases 13 to 1026 code for a protein of 337 amino acids. The transcript is spliced from 14 exons. The record is from RefSeq and is a predicted model, not a curated record. NCBI's taxonomy places the organism in Eukaryota, Fungi, Basidiomycota, Agaricomycetes, Hymenochaetales, Hymenochaetaceae.
CGCAGUACUGGGAUGGCCACUUCCGCCAAGGAUGCCCUCGAACUGGUAAACUCAAUUAAGGGCAUCACUAUUUCAGCUCAUAUUGACACCGCAUGCUUUGCUUUACUGUUUUACGAUUACCUGCUCACGUUAGAAGAUGAGCUCAAACUGAUAUGGCAGUCAAAGUGGUCCUUCCCCAAAGCGGUGUUCCUCAUCACUCGUUAUGGUCCCGUCAUAGACCUGUCAAUAGUUACUGCGUUCCACUUCAAGAGCGCGACACCUGACGAAUGUUUACGGAUAUAUAAAGCUGGUGGGAUGCUCCUGUACUUUGGGAUCUGUUUUACAGAACUUAUCCCUGUUCUCCGAACAUGGGCAAUAUGGGGGAAAAGCCGAACCAUAACGAUCUUACUCUUCAUAUGGAGUGCAAUCAACCUGGGUAUCAGUGCUGUGCUCGUUACCCUUUACUUUAAUUCCGCUCAGUUCACAUCAUUACCAGCGGGUGUUCCAGGCUGUCUCGUAAGCAAUGCCAAUUCUUUCAUUGUUGGAUCAUGGUCCAUUCUUGUAGUAUUCGAAUCCGGAAUCCUGGGAAUAACGGUGCUGAAAGGCGUACAAUUGUAUAAAGAAUACGAAGACAAGCAACUUCGAAAUUCAGCACUCUUUAAUGCAGUCUUCACAAAUGGUGCGAUCUUCUAUGUUUAUAUAUUUGCCAUUUCUGUCGGAAAUGUGAUUGUUGUUCGGAGCUUACCGCGGGAAUUCGUUCAACUCCUUGCAAGUGUUGAACGGGUUUCACAUGCACUCUUAACGGGACGGUUGUUCAUCGCUAUUCGCAGAGCAGCAGUGCACGGCACAGACGAAGAAGACCUGACCAGACUUGAGACAUUACGAUUUCAAGAAAGCCAUAUAGGACCAAUUGAUACCAAAGCUGGUGCCAGCAGUUUCAUGUCAUCUUCUGUUGGAAAUUGGACUUGCCUCGGCCAUUCGGCUUCUACAGCUUCGGGAAAGGAACCUGUGAACAAUAUGGGAGGUGGUGGUGAAUUUAAUGUCUGAUUUAACUUUGUAGUAUAGCACGCCCCCUAAAAUAGCUGACACAUUCCGCCUUCUCUAAUUUUCUCUAGAGAGUGUAUUAGAAUAUGGUGUACAUGUAUGCCACUUUCCUCAUGUUAUUAUUUCGAAC